This is a messenger RNA of Arabis nemorensis, 483 nucleotides long. The record is from the annotation of a GenBank genome assembly. NCBI's taxonomy places the organism in Eukaryota, Viridiplantae, Streptophyta, Magnoliopsida, Brassicales, Brassicaceae.
AUGGCGGAACAACAACCGUCGUCUUUCCAUCAGUUCGUGGGUCCAUCAAAACCACGAUCAUCGUCGUCGAACAAGAGACACUCCUUCGCCGGCGGAGCUACACAUCCCACAUGCCACCGUCUCUUCCCUUGUCAGUACUGUCCUCGUAAGUUCUACACCUCUCAAGCUCUCGGCGGUCACCAAAACGCACACAAACGCGAACGCGCCGCUGCUCGUCGUAACCUCGGCGUCGUCUCUCAUUCUUCUCCGUCAAACCUCGACGACGCUACUUUGUAUCGUCCUUAUCCUUGUUUUUACCCAAACCCAAUUCAAGGAUCCGGUUCGGAGAUCGGAAUCUGGAACGGAUCGGGUCAGCAAACGGUGAUGAUGGUGAAUGGGUACGAGUACGACCCGUAUCCUUAUGGGUAUCCGUUUGGGGUUUCCGGUAACGAAAACGGAGGUAUGGAGGAAGAAGAGACUCUCGAUCUCUCUCUCCGUCUUUGA